GGAGGAGUGGGGAGAGAGGGACACACCUGGCUCAGUAACCUCAGAGUAUCAAAGAGGAGUGGACGUGCCGGCUUUGAAAAUCUCUUAAAAUAUAUAACAAACGAAAAGAAAGAAAAAGAAAGUGUGAUAGAAAGAAGAAACAAGAAGAAGAAAAGAUAAAGAAAGCACAAAAGAAAGAAUUAAAGAACGAAAUAAAUAAAUAAAAAUGAACGAAACAGGAAACGAAAAGAAAAGCUGAGUCAGGAAAAACACACAAAAAACAAGUGACAAAAAUGACUAACACGUGAAAAAAAAAAUCACCCAUACGAAAACCAAAAAAAAAAUCAACCAACCAUGAAUUCCUUUGCGUUCGGACUAGCAGCACUGACUUCAACCACCCUAAUCACCCUCACCACGGCCACAUGGACCUACGAGGGGACCACAGUCACCUUAGCAUUAGUCAACUACACUUAUCGAGACCCCAGGCGCGAUGGAGUGCUCGUGGAAGUUGGUCAGGUCGGAAAAUAUGCACCGGGUCAGGUCGCCAGCGCAUCCGGACGUGUCAUAGCCAGCCAGUCGAAGAUGGCGGGAAGUUCAAACGGUGAUCUGGAAGGGCCGUGUCAUUUUCCCUGGUCCCCGCCGUCCCCUGCCCCCAUCGGCCCCUGGGUUGCGUUGGUUGGCAGGGGAAGAUGUCCGGAUAAGGAUAAGGUGGCGAUUGCGGCUUCCAGUAAUGCGUCAGCUGUGAUUUUGUACUCCAAUGAUCCACAUAUUCACCUAAGGAAGAUUUCGAUGUCUGAGCCUGGCCUCCCCGUGGUGUGGCUGGGGGAGGAGGAGGGGCGGGGCCUGGCGGGGGUGGUGGGCGGGGGAGCGGAGGUGGUCAUCACACUCACCCCAGGGCACCACCUCAAAUACCACGUCACGAGUGUCAACAGACAGACACUGGGCAACCGCUUCGUCUCGGCCAAUCCUGUGUGUGAGCCGCGCAUGUUCCCGGUCGAUUGUUUCAUUGUGACGUCCGUGUUGUUCGUGUCCGUGUCCUUCAUCAUCCUCAUGGCCAUCUCCCUCGCCUGGCUCGUCUUCUACUACGUCCAGCGGUUCCGGUACAUCCACGCCAAGGACAGACUCGCGAGACAUCUUUGCAACGCUGCCAAGAAAGCCCUCGCGAAGAUACCUGUCAAGAACCUGAAGGCCACGGACAAGGAGGUCACGUUGGAGGGGGAGUGCUGCGCCGUCUGCAUUGAGCACUACCAGGCCGGCGAGGCGGUUCGAACCCUGCCCUGCAAGCACCAGUUCCACCGCUUCUGUGUCGACCCGUGGCUGUUGGAGCACCGAACUUGUCCUAUGUGUAAAAUGGACAUCCUCAAACACUAUGGCUAUGUGUUCUCAGGUAGCACAGAGACAGUGUUACCAAUUGACGAGGAAGGAUAUGAACUGGAGAUCAGAAUCCUGAGUGAGAGCGAGGAGAGUGUCAUGCAGCUGGACCUGGGUGAUGGGGGGGAGGGGGGGCGAGGGGGCCAGGACACUCCCCUCCCCCGGGACUCCCACACCCCCAGGAGUGCCAGGACCACCUCCCACAUCACCCCUGUGGUGAUGGUGUCAAGAAGUGAAAGUCUAAGAGAAGGAAGAGGAGGCCGAGGAGGAGGAGGUAGUAACAGCAUGGGCUAUGGUGGUGGAGGGAGUGCAGGUGGGAUGUGGCAUGAUGGGGGGCUCAUGAUUGGGAUGCCAGUGCCGGACAUCCCCAUCCACUCUCCCACCGCCCCCUCCUCCCUCUUCUCUCUCCUCUCCCCCUCCAAGAGUGUCUCCCCGUCCCUCUCCACCUCCUCGUCCUCUUCCACAUUGGAGAAAUUCACUCCGUUGAUUUCCGCACGCUCUCCACCUCCUUCUCCGCACCAUCCACAGAUGCAUACAGGAGCCGAUCACCCUCACACCACCACUGACGCAGAAGCAGAGGCAGACUUGGAGCUGUCAUCUGUGUCGUCCCGGGAGACGUCGCUCUCCUCCACUGCCACAGCCGCCUUGCCCCCGCCCCCCCACAGCCCGGCGGUGGGGGGGCCGUCCGCCACCCUGGAGUGUGUCCAGGUGGUGCCCGUACCUGUGAGGCAAACACAGGCACAAGAAGAGAAGAAGCAAGAGGAAGAUACAAGAAAAACAACGAAAGAGGAAGAAGAGGAGGCGGAAGAGGAGGAGGCAACAGCAACAACCUCAUCUAACCCCUCCUCCUCCUCCUCACACCCAACCCCCCCAAAGAGGUCAAGGUCACGCAAGAGGUCAGCGCCAGAGGGUAGCAGUCCGCCCGUGACCCUGCCGUCCUCUGCCAGCCAUGUGGUCAGCGUGUCACACUUCUGAGGGGGGAGGAAGGGUGUCUAAAGGGGGGCUUUCAACAGUGCCGAUAAACAGUGCCAUGGUGAAGGAUAGGAACUAACCAAUAGUGCCGAUGUGUGUGUGUGUGUGUGUGUGUGUGUGUGUAGGGAAGGAGGAGGUGAAGUAGAGAAUGUACAGGGAGAGAGAGAGUGUGAGGGAAUGAAAGAGAAGAAGGAAGGGAAAAUAAGGGAGAUUAGAGCGAGGGAGGAAAGUUAGAGAGAAAAAGAUAGAAGGUAAAAACUGUCAGAAUAGAUGAAAAAAGAACUAACAGACAACAUAAGUGAAGUGUGUUAGAAAGCCACAGAAAACAAA
Eriocheir sinensis (Chinese mitten crab) is the source of this 2652-nucleotide messenger RNA. RefSeq names its product RING finger protein 150-like. The coding region runs from base 334 to 2325 and encodes 663 amino acids. The record is from RefSeq and is a predicted model, not a curated record. The transcript has 13 exons. Lineage: Eukaryota; Metazoa; Arthropoda; Malacostraca; Decapoda; Varunidae.